Messenger RNA from Ilex paraguariensis (yerba mate), 1902 nucleotides. NCBI's taxonomy places the organism in Eukaryota, Viridiplantae, Streptophyta, Magnoliopsida, Aquifoliales, Aquifoliaceae. The record is from the annotation of a GenBank genome assembly.
AUGUCUGUAACAUCCAAAAUGCAUCAAAUUCCCUUCUGGGUAUUUCUCAUAUCAGUCUCUCUCCUCCUACAUGCAACAAAAUCUGAUGAAGAAGAGGCUAAACGCGCAUUGCUCAAUUUUUUCACAAAACUGUCAACCAAUAAUGGCUCCAUUGAUCCCACUUUAGGUUGGAAUUCAACCUCUGAUCCUUGCAGGGAUCAGUGGAAGGGUAUCAUAUGUGAUAAUCACAAUCUUUCAGUAAAGAAAAUCUUCCUCGAUGGCUUCAAUUUUUCUGGAACCUUUGAUGCAAGCACUCUUUGCAACGUGCAAUCUCUCGUUGCUACUCUUGGUGUCAUAAGUCUCAAUUACAACAAUCUUCGCGGAGAGAACCUAGAGGAGAUUGCAAAUUGCAAACAACUCACUCGCUUUCAUAUAAGUAGAAACCAAUUUUCCGGUAGCCUCCCCAACUCUCUAUCCAGAUUGAAUAAUCUGAAAAGACUUGAAAUAUCAUACAAUAACUUUUCAGGCAGUUUGCCUGAAUUGGCUCGGAUUUCAGGUUUGACAGUGUUCCUUGCUCAAAACAAUGACCUCUCUGGGGCUAUACCCAACUUUGAUUUUGCCAAUCUUGAGGAAUUUGAUGUCUCCUUCAACAAUUUCAGCGGUCCAAUUCCGCUUGGGGGAGUUAGUUUCUGGGUAAGCAGCUACAUUGAUAAUCCUGAAUUAUGUGGUGAUCCAUUGCCAAACAGAUGCCCAACACAUAAACCAAAGGGUGGAGUCUCAAAGAAUCAAAUUCUAAUGUUCUCAGGCUAUUUUCUCAUAGGUUUGGCUCUGUUCCUUGUCAUCAUUCUCAAGCUGUUUUGCAAAAAAGACGGGACAAAAGAAGAGAAGAAUGAUGCAGUUUACAAGGUAGCAGCACUUGAUGACAGUUCUGACAAUCCUAGUUUCACAACAAAUGAGGAUAAAAUAGGUAUGAGCAAAUCCGAAAUCUCGAAUGCUUCGGCUGACAGUGGAUUGGUUUCAUCAUCGUUGGUGGUUCUUUCAAGCCCGGAGGUGAACGGACUGAGAUUCGGGAAUUUGCUCAAGGCUCCUGCGGAAUUGAUUGGGAGAGGAAAGCAUGGUAGUGUGUAUAAGGUUAUAUGUGAGGAUCAAGGGAAGCCUCUGGCUGUUAAAAGGAUUAAGGAUUGGACUAUUUCUAGCUAUGAUUUCAAGCAGAGGAUGAGAAGGUUAGACCAAGUGAAGCAUCCAAAUGUGUUGCCAGCCAUGGCCUUUUAUUCUUCCAGACAAGAGAAGCUUUUGGUCUAUGAAUAUCAACAGAAUGGAAGUCUCUUCAGGCUUCUCCAUGGAACCCAAAUGAGCAAAGCCUUGGACUGGAGCAGCAGACUUGGUAUUGCAGCCACCAUAGCUGAGGCCUUAGCUUUUAUGCAUCAAGAGCUUCGUCAAGACAGGAUUGCUCAUGGUAACCUUAAAUCCUCAAACAUUUUACUAAACAACAGCAUGGAGCCCUGCAUCAGUGAGUAUGGUCUGAUGGUGGUGGAGGAUCAAGACCGGUCAGUAUCUGCCACUGCCAGUGUCAACAGCAUUCAAGCUGCAGAAGAAAGUGCAGACACGAUCUUCAAAUCAGACAUUUUUGGGUUUGGAGUGAUUCUUCUCGAGCUACUUACAGGAAAGAUGGUCCAGAACAAUGGGGUGGACUUGGCUCAAUGGGUUGUUUUGGUGGUGAGAGAAGAAUGGACAGUGGAAGUUUUUGACAAAACACUGAUUCAGGAUGGUGCAAGUGAAGAGAGAAUGUUGAACUUACUACGGGUUGCUAUAAAAUGUGUUAAUCGUUCUGCAGAGUCUAGGCCUAGCAUAAACCAAGCUGCUCUCAUGCUCAAUACUAUAAAAGAAGAAGACGAGAGAUCCAUGGAUGUUUCUGAACAAUGA